Messenger RNA from Galendromus occidentalis (western predatory mite), 1087 nucleotides. RefSeq names its product mitochondrial ribosomal protein L44 (gene mRpL44). The coding region runs from base 104 to 1027 and encodes 307 amino acids. The transcript has 3 exons. Lineage: Eukaryota; Metazoa; Arthropoda; Arachnida; Mesostigmata; Phytoseiidae. The record is from RefSeq and is a predicted model, not a curated record. Gene Ontology annotation, molecular function: double-stranded RNA binding.
GUUUUCCUCCGAGCAGCUGCGCGUGUUGCUGGUUCUCCGCGCCGCCGGCGACCGAUUCUGAUUCUGUGGAUGAAUUUAUAUAUUUGUUGAUCUCUACUCAGUGAUGUUGACCCGAAAGUGUUUGGAGGCAUCACUAGCCCUGGGGGUUCGAGGAUACAAGAGAAGCCUGUUUCCGACGCUUACCGUUCUGAAAAAGCGUCAAGACAAAGUCGGAGUGCAUAUACCUCAGAGAUCAGCUGUCGUAGAGUGGGAUUUCGACCGCGAGGUGAACAUCUUUUGCAAGCGAUUCUCGGUCCAACCUGGACCUUCUAUAAGGGACGCAUUCAGGAGUCAAGCCUUUGUCGAGAAUGAAAAUGAGCAGCGGGUCAAGAUCGGACUCGAGCCUCUCGCAUUGAGUUCCAAUAAGCAGCUGGCUGAGAGUGGUCUGGAACGACUCCGUGAAGUUUUGACCACUCAGAUCAGCGAAAUAUAUCCGAAACUCCCUCAGCAAGGUGUCGAGGCCGUACGGAAUUUCCUCUGCUCGCCAGAAUCGCUCACCGAUGUCGCGUCUCAGAUGGGUUUUGCACCGCUCGUCAUCAGACCCGGUGAUGGUGAAGCGGUGGAGCCUGAAUUGAUGAGAGAAGCCUUCCUGGCUGUUUUCGGCUCGAUCGAGAACCAAGGCGACUUCUGUCGGCGCUACGUACUCAUUCAGCUGGCGGGCAAAGACAUCAUGGAUAUUUGGCAUCCGAUCGAUGUGUCUCAACUUCUGAACAGCAUCCUCAAAAAACGAAAUCAGCCCCCUUACGAGCCCCGUCUAAUCGGGGAUGCCGGUCGCAACACCCUCGAGUCCGUAUUCUACGUCGCCAUAUACUCGGAUAGAAAAUUCCUUGGAAAGGGAGCACACGAAACACAAGCAGCCGCAGUCGACGUGGCGGUACGCGAUGCUCUCAAGCGGGUGUUCGGCAUCACGAGGGCAGAGAGGAGUCCAUUCGAGAUCAUGGCUCUCAAGAGUAUUUAUGAGCGAAACGCUGGUCUUACGACGAGCUAGGUAUUUCUGAAAAUCUUGACUACAUGCUGAUAGCUACUUGAGCGGAAUAAAAUCUAGGUC